Molecule: messenger RNA, 477 nt
Organism: Guyanagaster necrorhizus
Lineage: Eukaryota; Fungi; Basidiomycota; Agaricomycetes; Agaricales; Physalacriaceae
Product: trimeric LpxA-like protein
Exons: 4
Coding region: 1-477 (158 amino acids)
Molecular function (GO): acetyltransferase activity
Source: RefSeq, a predicted model, not a curated record
AUGGAGCCUGAGCUAGUUGCCGCUCGCCACCGUGCUCGCGUCUUGAUGUAUCGUUACAAUACCUCCCCGCCCACUCUAGAUGGACAGGAGAGACGGGAAAUUCUGGCCGAGCUCCUCAACGUGCCUGUGCGUAACCUCGAUACUGUGAUGAUAGAGCCGCCCCUAUAUGUUGAUUACGGGACGAACAUUAAGCUCAAAGGCUCCUUAUACGCGAACUACGGUACUACAAUCCUUGACUGUGCGACUAUUACUAUCGGCACCCGUGUUUCCUUUGGGCCGAACGUCUCGCUCUACGCAGCAACACAUGGCACCAGCGUUAAAGAGCGUCAAACUGAUUUUGAACGCGCCUCAGAAAUAGUCAUUGGUGAUGACUGUUGGAUCGGCGGAGGUGCAAAGAUCCAAGCCGGUGUAGUACUUGGUCAAGGAUGCACCGUUGGUGCAGGCUCUGUCGUUACCAAGAAUUUUCCAGACUGGUGA